GUUAUAGAAGGAAAAGUUUGUUUCCUGAAGCGGAUUAGCUAAAUAAAUAAUGCCGAUAAGGAGGGAUGGAGACAUCAAACACGCGGCCCGUUUUCCCUUGGUACAAAGACAGGUUGCAGACCAAGUAUCUCAAAGCCUCGACAAACAAGGUUUCCUCAAUUGGCAGUUGUUGGCAUUCAGUAAACCUCGACGAAUUCAGUGACUGCUCGUCAGUCUUAUCCGGGGUCCAGACAGGUGUCUCACCGGUUAUUUUCUAUGGCACUCCAAACCACAACUCCUCUCAAAAGCCUAGAAAGUGCAUCUCUAAAGAGCAUGCUUGCUUCUCAAAGCAGAUGAUCCAAAAGCAGAUUCGCAGAGAAUAUGUGGCUGCUGUGGAGGAAAAACUCAAACAGCAUCCUCUAGCUAUGUACCCGCACUAUAAGGAUCACAUGACCCCAGAGUUAUUUGAUAAGGUGGUAUCUGUUUUGGACCCAGAGAUGUGCGUAAACAGCGCCUCUGCACUUCCUACGCCUACGGGAGACCAUGCAGAAGAAAACACAUGUACAGUGCCAAGUAAGGAAGACGUGGACAGAACAAAAGACAAUAAAAUAAUGAAGACACAAAUGUCACUGAAUCUGCAAUAUGAGGCGGUUUCGACGAAGGCCUUCAAGACUUUUCAUUACCAGCUUUCUCGGAUCAAGAAUGAAACCCUGUCACGGCCACAAAAAGGCCGAGCAGAGUCGAAAAGAGUAAAGUUCACCAAAUCAGAAGUUCACAUAUAAUGGUAGAAUGUCAUUUUUGAUGGCUGCUCAUUAGAAAAAUCAAAGAACAAGGAGAUGUACUUGAUAUCCAAAACGUUCUAAGAUCAGGACUACCAUUUGCUACAUAAUCUCAAGACGAUUCAUGUCCCUUCCAAAACAUUUGUCAUUUGUCAACAGUUGACAGGAUGAGGAGCUGAAACAGAUGUAUGUAACCUUAACUGUCUGGAGUUAUGUAAUCCACAAUGGACUGAGACUGCCAGCAGGAGAAGGCAAGACUAUACAUUUAGAGGUGUUUCAAAAGACAAGUCAUUGGGUUUGCCAUUUGUUUACAGGAAAGGCUGUUCAAAACCACACUGCAAAAAGAUGAGAAAAAGGAGAAGCGUGUCUAAAAUAUGUCUCCUUUUCUUACCGCAGUUUCUGACUAAUCUAAUUUCUGCAGAGGAAAAAGGAACUGAGGAGAAGGUUGGGUCUGUUUCAGCGUGCAGUACAAGGAAACAUUGACAAUUAAGCACCACGUCUAAGAAGAGGUUUUAAGUUUAAUUGGUGCCUACAAUUAACCUAAACAGCCAGUACAGACGCUCACUAUCUCACUAUUUGUACCAUGCUUGUCAUACUGUGUGUUCGGUGUCAAAUGUGCAAAUAUGAUACAUCUUCAAUAUGCAAAACAUAGAUUCUUUUUUUUUAAUAUGCAUGAUUUCUGUUAUUAAAAACAACAGUUCAAAAAAGAUCCAUUGAAAAAACUUUAUUUAAAACAUAAAUUACAAAAAUAAACUUGAUUGGUGAUUUUAUAAAACCAUCUUCAUCUGGGGAGCCUUUUGACAUAAAACAGGAGUUUUCUGAAAGACAAAAUAAUAAUUAAAUUAAUUUUGAGUCAUGGGAUUACAGUUACUAUAGUCAAUCAGUGGCAUUUAUACUAUUUUAUUAAGAACUGUGAAGGGUGUGAGCUGCUGAAGGACAAGUAUAACAGUGAACUUCUAUUGCUGAAGUGGGUUUCAGUUGCCUCAUUACGUCCUCCUGACGCCUCAGACUUGCAUCCUACAGUUGAUGAAAUAUUGUGUGAAAACGUCAGUCUGUCUUAUCAUUUGUUAUUGAUUAACUGUAGGUAGGUAAUGUUUGUGUGAAUGUUAUUCGCUUUCCCUCUCAUGUGAUAUACAGCUGAUACAGUAUCUUUCAGAAAAACGCACAAAUACAGUAGCUCAGUCUGUGUACGCAGGUGGCUCUCGUUAACAAAUUUAAAUCUCUUGUCUUCACAGUACAUUGAAAAUGUUUUCUUGGAUUGUUUUUCCUAACAAAAAAGUUGCAAACAAAAAACUGUGGAGCUUAAUAAAUCACAAUCUGUUACACUGUGUGCACCAGAUACAUAAACUGUGUAUUUAUAAUGUACAAUAUUAACAAUUUACUGAUAAGAGGAGCCAGCCUCAAGUCCUGGUGUUAUGCUGGUCAUUCUUGGCUUUUUGCGUCAGAGGUCAGGAGAGAAUGGACGGGGGACCUGCGGCCCAGUGAGAGUAGCUGUAGGAGGGAAGUGUGCCUCGCUGCAGUUGCUGGACUUGUUAUAACCGGGCCUAGAAAAGUCAUAAUGUAUACAGUAUGUUAGAACGAAUAAUCAAUCAUCAAAAUGAUUACAGAUCAUUUUUCUGCUGAUUGGCUGAUUGUUGGAGGUCUAAUCUUAAGUUGUAUGGCCGAUGAACCCUGCAUUUAUGAAAGGAGU
Messenger RNA from Chelmon rostratus (copperband butterflyfish), 2448 nucleotides. RefSeq lists its product as uncharacterized. The transcript is spliced from 4 exons. The record is from RefSeq and is a predicted model, not a curated record. Bases 66 to 761 code for a protein of 231 amino acids. Lineage: Eukaryota; Metazoa; Chordata; Actinopteri; Chaetodontiformes; Chaetodontidae.